Molecule: messenger RNA, 1170 nt
Organism: Neltuma alba
Lineage: Eukaryota; Viridiplantae; Streptophyta; Magnoliopsida; Fabales; Fabaceae
Exons: 1
Coding region: 1-1170 (389 amino acids)
Source: RefSeq, a predicted model, not a curated record
AUGGAAUCGCCACGGAAGGACCCCAGUGUCUUCCACUUUAGCCAUCCACAUCCACUGGAAUUAACAACUUCAACCCCAACCUUAAACGCUGCCUGCUCUGGGUGCAAGCUCAACGUUGCGCCUGGUAAGAGCUAUUACGGCUGUAAAUCCUGUGCCUUUUGUCUUCACUAUUUCUGCUACAAAUUGCCCAUCAUAACUCAGCACCCUGCUCAUUCUUCUCACGAUCUGGUCCUCCUCCUUGUACCGUCAUCCUCUGCCGCUAGCAAUGGCACCGUCAAGUGCCUGGCCUGUGGCCACCAUAUCACUGCCUUCUGCUACCACUGUGCUGAAUGUAGCAUCUACUUCCAUGCAUUCUGUCUGGCGCUCCCUCUUUCCCUCUCAACCGCCUAUCAUCCUCACAAACUCAAGCUCGAAUUUUCACCUCCUUACGACUUCUUUUGUGAUGUGUGCAAGAAGACCAGCUAUAAUGGGUGGCUAUACCGAUGCAACUUGUGUGAAUUCGACAUGCAUCUAGCUUGUGCUGUUCAGAAUUUAGAGCCCCACUCUCUUCACCACCCUUCUUUCUCCCAGUCCAACACUUUGUUGAGAAAAAUUGGGAGUCCUCAAUUGACCCAUAUGAAGUCCAAUGGAGGUGUGGAUGAUAAUAGUAUAGGCUCGGAGAUCUUGCAUUUGUUGGCACGGCAAAUGGGAGGCGAAAUUAGAGGGAACACUCGUGGCAAGGUUCUUGGAUGGGAUAAGAGGAUAUCCAGUCCAAGACAAAGUAGGAUGGCAAGUGUAGAGUUGCAGCUAACAGAACAAAGUUCUGCUAGAGAGUCGGGAAAUUUAGAGGCAAGAACAACACUUCAAGAUAAGUUGACCCCGCGUUCUGAUGUUAGCACACCUCCAAGUUACCAAUUUAGCGAUGCUUGUUUUUCAAUAGACUUGGCAAAGUCGUAUGCGGCAACCAGAAGUCUGGCUGAAGCAAGAGGAAAUAGUAGAACGACAAGCAAUUCUGGAGAAGUCAAAGAACCACUUGUUUUUGCAAAUUGGCCAAGCUUUAAUUCAUACAAUGCGGCGCAACAAAGUAGAUUGAACACGUCGUUCUUAAAUGGAAGGCGGACUAGUUCUUUUGCGGAAACAAGCCAGAAAGCCGUAGAACACAAGCUCUCCGACCCAGACUCAGUAAGUUGA